CUCCCUAUUUAACCUUCUACUCUUCUAAAGUAUUUCAGAAAAAAAUAAAUAAUUUGGAAGCAGAGGAUUAUUCCGAUUCACGGGACGUAGUGGUGUAAUUGAAAAGGAUAACUAUUUUUUUUUGAGAAGCCCCUGUGCUGCAAUAGCGAUUCAAUUGUGCAUUUGGUGAUUUUUGAGGUUUCUGGGGUGAUGGCUUUGAGGCGUAUGCUUGGGUAUUCGGAUGGAGAGUUAAUGAGAUCAGAUGCAAAACCCUGCACAAGACUAAUGAGACAAACAGCUGGGAUCUUUUCUGUUGGAGGAGCAUUAGGAUUUUGGAUUCUUUGCCGAUUGCACUAUGGUCCUAGAAUCACAGUUCCUAGAAGUCUUAGAUGGGCAACUUGUGGGGCUGUUACUGUGAGCUCAAGCACCGCUUUGCUAGUUCGUCUAUUUAGUCCUGAAUGUGAACCACAAAAUAUAGCUGCCUACGACAAGAAGGGAUGAUGUUUCUUUUCUUCAGAGAUCAGUAUGUAAAAGUUUUACAGUAAAACUGAGGCAUGAUGUCCUAUUUAAUUCUUGUCCAAGUUUUUAAGGAUUCUCCUUCCACAGGCAUAACACAUAAGGCUGCGUGUGUUAGCCAGUGGAGAACGACCAGCGUUUCAAUGCUAAAUUAUUUUCUCAAUGA
Messenger RNA from Solanum stenotomum, 661 nucleotides. RefSeq lists its product as uncharacterized. NCBI's taxonomy places the organism in Eukaryota, Viridiplantae, Streptophyta, Magnoliopsida, Solanales, Solanaceae. The record is from RefSeq and is a predicted model, not a curated record. The transcript is spliced from 3 exons. The coding region runs from base 190 to 480 and encodes 96 amino acids.